CAUUGAUUUCGUUUAAAACAAGGACCCUUUCUCUCGAUUAAUUCUCAACAACCAUACGUUAUAUUCACUUAAAAAAAAAAAACAACCCUACAUUAUAUUGAAAUAUCAGUUCUUCAAAAUAUUGCAGGAAUUAAAGAUAUCACACUUUAACCAUCAUGUCAAAGAGAAAUGUAACUCUGUCUGCCAAUGGUUCCAAUAUUAUAAUGGACAAUGGAUUGGUACGGCUUACAAUAAUGAAACCACAAGGACUGCUGACCGCCAUAAAGUAUGCAGGAAUAGACAAUUUAUUAGACCUCAAAUCCAACCAACUUAACCGAGGUUACUGGGACAUAAACUGGAACUUGCCAGGAGGCCAGGACCGAUACCAAUUGCUAAGAGGAUCCGAAUACAACGUGAUAAACUUGAGCAACGAUAACGUGGAGGUGUCGUUUAAGAGUAGCUACGAUCCUUCGAUUGCUGGGACUAGACUUCCCCUCAGUGUAGAUCAGAGAUACAUUGUAAGGAGUGGAGUAUCGGGUUUCUACUGCUACGCCAUCUACGAGCGGCCUCAAGGAUGCCCUGCAUUCGAUCUUGCUCAAACACGAAUGGUCUUUAAGCUGCAUCGCGACAGGUUUCAUUACAUGGCGAUCACGGACGAGAAACAACGCAUAAUGCCAAUGCCAGAUGAUCUGUUGCCAGGGAGAGGCAAACAACUUAUUGUACCUGAGUCUGUUUUGCUUCUUAAUCCCAUUAAUCCAGACCUCAAGGGAGAGGUUGAUGAUAAAUACCAAUAUUCGAUGGACAACAAGGAUGGUGGGGUCCAUGGAUGGAUAAGCUCCAACCCUAGUGUGGGCUUCUGGAUCAUCUUCCCCAGCCAUGAGUUUCGCAAUGGCGGGCCCACCAAGCAAAAUCUCACGUGCCACACCGGUCCCACUUGCCUCGCUAUGUUUCACGGAAGCCACUACAUUGGGGACGACAUGGUUGCUCAUUUCGAACAAGGUGAAGUAUGGAGAAAGGUGUUGGGCCCCUUCUUCGUCUACCUCAACACCACCAAAGAUGUUUCCCAGUCUUACAAUCUAUGGACAGAUGCAAAGAAGCAGAGGCUAACGGAGGAGUCGUUAUGGCCGUACGAUUUCAUCUCUUCACCAUAUUAUCUUACGUACAAGGAGCGCGGCUCUGCUACAGGAAGACUCUUUGUCCAAGAUAGAUAUGUUUCAGAAUCCCUCAUUCCUGCUAAGUCUGCAUUUGUUGGGCUGUCAGCUGCAAGAACGGCGGGCUCUUGGCAAAUCGAAAGCAAGGAUUACCAAUUCUGGGUGCAGACAGAUAUAGAGGGAAACUUUAGCAUAAAAAAUGUUGUACCAGGAGUUUAUGGCCUUCAUGGGUGGGUUCCAGGGUUUAUUGGUGAUUACCUCAACCAACAACUCCUUACAAUCUCUGCAGGAUCAGAAACACAGGUAGGUAAUGUGAGGUACGUGGCUCCACGAGAUGGCCCAACCGUGUGGGAGAUUGGUUACCCUGAUCGCACCGCAGCUAAAUAUUUUGUGCCAGAUGUCAACCCCAUCUAUGUCAACAAGUUGUUCCUCAACACCCCCGAAAAGUAUAGACAAUAUGGACUAUGGGAUAGAUACACAGACUUAAAUCCCAAGUCUGAUCAAAUCUAUACUAUAGGCGUGAGUGAUGCAAAGAAAGACUGGUUCUUUGCUCAUGUGGAUAGGAGGAUUGGAGACAAUAAGUAUGUUCCAACAACGUGGGAGAUCAGAUUCAACCUGAAAUUGGUUGUUGCAGGAAUUUACAAGUUGAGAUUGGCUCUUGCCUCAGCCACCCGCUCCGACUUGGAGGUUCAUGUUAAUCAAAUGAAUGCUGAGCAACUAGUGUUUCAAGUGAUAAAUUUGGGAGCCGACAACGCAGUUUGUCGACAUGGAAUCCAUGGACUUUACCAGCUUUUUAUUGUUGAUAUUUCAUCGACAUUGUUGAUCAACGGCGACAAUUGCUUGUUUCUCACCCAAGCAAGGGCUGGUGAUGCACUUUGUGGAAUUCUUUACGAUUACUUAAGGCUAGAAGCUCCAUCAAAUUGAUCGAUGUGCAUGAAGAGAAAUAUCUUCAUUAUGUAAAUCAACUCCAACCAAAACUUGACUAAUUAUCAAUGUAAUCACCUGCAAGAUAUAGAACAUGACAUGAUUGAAUGUAAUCCCUGGCUUUUUACUUGUGUUAAAUUAUUUAGUUUUAGUGAUAUGAAAAUAUGAUAUUGUCAUGC
This is a messenger RNA of Salvia miltiorrhiza (redroot sage), 2233 nucleotides long. RefSeq names its product probable rhamnogalacturonate lyase B. The record is from RefSeq and is a predicted model, not a curated record. Gene Ontology annotation, molecular function: catalytic activity; carbohydrate binding. Gene Ontology annotation, biological process: carbohydrate metabolic process. Bases 156 to 2054 code for a protein of 632 amino acids. NCBI's taxonomy places the organism in Eukaryota, Viridiplantae, Streptophyta, Magnoliopsida, Lamiales, Lamiaceae. The transcript is spliced from 15 exons.